Molecule: messenger RNA, 359 nt
Organism: Cuscuta europaea
Lineage: Eukaryota; Viridiplantae; Streptophyta; Magnoliopsida; Solanales; Convolvulaceae
Source: the annotation of a GenBank genome assembly
AAAAAGUUUCACCGAGAUAAAAAAUACUCAUAGAAGAGCUGGAGAUGACUUAUUCGAUACAAUUGGAAAGUUUAAGUUUGACAACAUCAAAUAUUCCUUGCAACCAGAUGGAUUGCCGCGAGCAGCAGAAUUCAUCCUCGAAGAUCUGGAUAAAAAUCAGUUGUCGUGUACACUAUGGGGUGAGUAUGCACAGGCUUUGAGGAAUAUGCCCAGUACUUCGGCCGAACCACACAUCAUGCUGCUUCAGUUGUGUAGAGCAAAGACUGACUAUGGUGAGGUCAUUCUUGCAAACUCCUUUUACUGUACAAAGGUUAUAGUGGACGAGAGUAUCCCUGAAAUUGAGGACUUCCGUACUAAGU